Lodderomyces elongisporus is the source of this 750-nucleotide messenger RNA. RefSeq lists its product as uncharacterized. The transcript has a single exon. Gene Ontology annotation, cellular component: intracellular anatomical structure. Gene Ontology annotation, molecular function: pyridoxal phosphate binding. The coding region runs from base 1 to 750 and encodes 249 amino acids. NCBI's taxonomy places the organism in Eukaryota, Fungi, Ascomycota, Pichiomycetes, Serinales, Debaryomycetaceae. The record is from RefSeq and is a predicted model, not a curated record.
AUGUCGGCAUACCCACAACCAACUGAAUCACGAUCUAAAGAAUUAAUCGACAACUACAAUGCCGUGCUCAAACAAGUACAUGACUUAAAUCCAAAGACCCGCCUUGUAGCAGUGUCUAAAUUAAAACCAUCUUCAGACAUAAUGGCUUUGUAUGCGGCUGGUGUCCGUCAUUUUGGUGAGAAUUAUGUUCAAGAAUUAGUAGCCAAGUCUCAAGAGUUGCCCAAGGAUAUUUGUUGGCAUUUCAUAGGCGGAAUGCAGCUGGGUAAGGCAAAAGAUCUCAGCAACAAAGUGUCCAACUUGUAUGCAGUUGAGACAAUUGAUACAUUCAAGAAAUGCAAGCAAUUGAAUUCAACAAGAGUCAAGAAUGAUGGCGAGAUAAUAAACGUCUACUUACAAGUCAAUACAUCUGGUGAAGAACAAAAAUCUGGUUUCAUCGAUGAAAAUGACAUGGAAGAAACAAUAAAGUUUUUGCUAAAUGAUCAGGAAUGUUCCAAGUUAAAGUUGGCUGGUUUAAUGACAAUUGGAUCGUUUGCCGAGUCCACGGGAGCUCAAGGUGAGAAUCAAGACUUUAAAAAACUACAAGAGUUGAAAAAGAAACUUGACGAACAAUACAGUUUAGACUUGGAAUUGAGUAUGGGAAUGAGUAACGACUUUGAACAAGCAAUUAAGCAAGGAAGUUCAAGCGUUAGGGUUGGCUCAUCAAUCUUUGGGGCCAGGCCCACCAAGCAAGAGUUGAAAAAAAAUUCUUGA